GAAAUACAAACUAUCAAAAAUGGCAAUGUAUGAAAAUUCGUAUGUCCCAAUCUGCCAUCCGUUAUUUCAAACACGAUUAUUUUGAUAAAGUUCAAUAAAACUAUAGUGACAUUUUGAUAUUAAACCGUGUUGCGGGGUGAGGGGAUCUACUUAAAUUGCUUUUUUUUGGUCGUUUGCAUAACUUUAAUAGGUAUAAAUUAAUUUUAAACUUGUCCCAGAGAACGUUCCAAAAAUGGAUUUCAGAUUUUGUUACCCAUUUUCAAUACAUUAUAAGUUAAAAAACUUCCAUUUAGUUAAAUAAUUGCGAUUUGGCAACACUACAGGUUCCGUUAAAUGCCGCCAUAUUGAUUUAGGCCUCAGUCUUGUUCCGACAUUAUUUGAGAAGGACGCGUCCAGUUUAAAAAGUGAAUCGCAUUCCGGCAUUUGUUACUGCUGUUUCAAGCGCAAGAAAAUGCCACUAACUCCGUCUGAAAAAAUGAAACGUUACAGAGAAAAGUUAAAAGAAAAUCCGGAUAAGAUGGAACAAAUAAGGAAGAAAAAUCUAGAAAGAAUAAAAUCAAAAUAUAAAUAUAAAAAAAUAUCGGAAAUGACCGAAACGGAAAAAAAAAUGCAACGAAAAAAGUGGAAAGAAGAAAAACAAAAACAAAAGGACAAAAGAGAAUCUAAAAAAGAAGCAAGUAGUAGCUCUUUAUCAAGAACAGCUGUUUUAGCAGACUCGGUAACUAAAAUCAAAACUUCGGCCACGGAUAAAAUACCACCGGACGAGGCGACGCCUGGAACACCAUCGACUAUUUUAAGGUUGUCCAAAGCUACAGCAAGUUUACGAAAGUCUAAAAAUAAAUUAAAACUAGAAUAUGAUAAAGCUCAAAGUCGUAUUACUUAUCUAGAACGAUCUCACGAAACUGCAAGAAAAAAAAUAUACAGACUACAAAAAUGUAUAAGAGAAGAAAGAAAGAAGUUUGAGACCGAAUUAUUAAAAAUAAAAGCCAGAAAUGAGGUCUUAGAAGCUUCUUUGAAAUUGACUUACAAAAAUUGUGAAAGUAAUAAAGAGAGGGCCCUGAUAAAGAAAAUUGCAAAAAAUGAUCUAGUGAAGGAUAGUAAAUCACAGACAUUAAUUUCAAGACGAAUUGGUGUACGAGUGAGAAACAAAAAAUCGAUCAAAAGUAUUUCGAGAUUAAAAAAAUCUAUAAUAGAAUUUUAUAUUCGAGAUGAUGUAAGUAGGGCAACUGCAGGCAAACGCGAAUGCAAAACUUUAAAAAAAAAUAAACAGCAAAUAAGAUAUCUUAAUAUGUCUUUGCGAGGUUUACAUGAGCAGUACAAGAAAGAAGGUGGUAUUGCAGCAUUUUCUACAUUUUGUCGAUUCAAACCUUUUUACAUUUUAAGUCCAACCAUACACAAUCGAAAUACAUGCCUCUGCAUUAAGCACUCAAACAUGAAUUUCAAAAUAGAAGCACUGAAUCGUCAUAAAAUAAUCGAUUUCCGUAGUUCGCAUACUCUCUUGGCAAAAGUAGCUUGUAAUGUAGAAAAUAUUGAUUGCAUGUAUGGCAAAUGUAAAAAUUGUAACAGAAUUUCACUUCAUUAUGAUUUAGAAAAUAUUUCAGGCUAUCAAAAUAUUACAUGGCAGAUGUGGGAAAGUGAGAUCCACUCGUAUAAAAAAAAUAACAAUGACGGAGAAAAAGAAAUAAAAAUCAAAAAGACUGUUAAGUCACACAAGAACAACACAGUAAAAGAAUUAAUAAAGUUGUUUGAAGCUGACAUAGCAGCAUUUAAAAAACACAGUUUUAAUUCUUCGCAUCAAGCAAAAUGUUACAAAUACUGUAUUGACAACUUGUUGGAUGAUGAAAUAGUUAUCCAUUGUGAUUUUUCACAAAAUUAUGAAUGUAAAAUGUCGGAAGAGGUGCAGUCAAUGCACUUUGGUGCGUCGAAAACGCAAGUUACUUUGCAUACUGGCGUUAUAUUUUUUAAAGGUGGACAGAAAUCAUUUUGUACCGUUUCACCCUCCAAUGUGCAUCAGCCACAUGCAAUAUGGGCUCAUUUAAACCCAAUUAUAGACUUAGGUAAAACUUUGGUUACAGAUCUUCAAAAAAUUCACAUAUUCUCGGACGGACCCAGCUCUCAAUAUCGACAGAAGAAUAACUUUUUUUUAAUCAAUUAUUUUUCUUCAUUACAUAAUGUUGAUAUCACUUGGUCAUUUUUCGAAAGCGGCCACGGGAAAGGGGUGGCUGACGCUAUUGGAGGUGUAGUAAAGAGGUGUCUUGACAGGCAAGUUUCAUACGGGCAUGAUAUUGUAAGUGCUGCAGAUGUGUAUUCGACAUUACAGUCUUCAGUUAAAGCUGUUAAAAUUGUUUAUAUAACUGAAAUGGAAAUUAACGCUAUUAAAGUAUUUGUUCCUAAUAAUCUUAAAACUAUAAAAGGAACCAUGAACAUUCAUCAAGUUACUUGUUUACGUGGUAAUGAUCAAAUUCAGCAUCGUAUUUUGAGUUGUUUUUGUGCUAAAACUAAAAUAUCUUGCACUUGCUAUGACCCAACUGAACACACGUUUGAAAAUGUUUCAAAAAUUGUGCCACUAUCUGUACACGAAGACUACUGUAGUGCUGUAGUAGAUGAACGUGAUGAAAAUGGAGUUGAAGAAACAGAUAACCAAGUCCUAAACAACGAAAUACAAUCAUCUAUGCUACCAAACCUAGAACCUACAAUUGGUGACACCGUUUUCGCAAACCAUUUUAACAUUGCUUCCGACUUGCCAAUUAUAUGUAUAGGAGAUGAUGACCUACCACAACAAUCAGGACAAAAAGACGAAAAAGAAAAUUACGGCUUUAUAGAAUUUAAUAACGAGCGUCUAAACAUUGAAAAUGAUAAAGAGAACAUGAGAAAUAAUGAUAACCUGACAUGUUAUCAAAUUGAACUAUACCCAACAAUUUCGAAAAAUCGUUUGGAUUUAGGUUCAACCUCUAAAGAGUACACAAAGGAACCGAAGAAAAAAUCGUUGAUUUCUGUUGUGACGCGUAAAAUAGCUUGCAGCAAAUACGGUAAAGUUAUAUCACCAAGAUUCAACUGUUCAAACAGUAAUUGUGUUUUCACAAAGUACAAAGCUCUCUUUGACAAAGAUUACUCAAGUUUUGAUGCUAUACUUUUUAAUGACGACAUUCUCAAUUCUAAAGACAGACCAUUAAACCGAAAUCAGGAUCAAGUAUAUAUUUUUAAUACGUUAGAGUCCUCUUACAAUGUUCCAGCUUGUGAAGUAUAUAAUGAUGGAUUCUUCAAUUUGACUUUUACAUAUCGCCUUGACUCGGAUAUUGUGUGGAGUUACUUUGUGGUGCGAAAUCGUAAGGGAAAGAUUGUUGCCCCUAGCGUUUCUGUCAAAUGGCGAACGAGUUCCCGCCCUAUACUUAAGAAUAUAAGAACUAUUUUGGCAGGGAAGCGAAAAACAGCAGUCUGGCUUGUAAGCCACUGCGAAGCUGAUAGUUUAAGAGACGAAUACCUAACAAGGCUACAAGAGUAUCUUUUCCAUUUCGGUUUGAAAAUAGAUGUUUAUGACAAAUGUUUCAAUAAAAGGUAUCCAAAUGAUGAUUGUGAUGAAAUGAUAAAGAAACAUUACUACUUUUACAUGGCUUUCGAAAAUUCUUUCGCAGAGGAUUAUGUUACAGAGAAAGUGCUUCAUGGUUACAAUAAUUAUGCUGUUCCAGUUGUUUAUGGUGGUGCGAACUACAGCAGAUUCCUGCCUCCAAGUUCGUACAUAAACGCCCGUGAGAUGCAUCCUUACAAUUUAGCAUUCGCCAUGUACCAAGCCAUACAGACGCCGGCUGUAUAUGAAACAUACUUCAAAUGGACUAAUUUAUACACUAUCGAUGCUAAAUAUAAAUCCGACCAUCCUAUAUGCAACCUCUGUAAUAUAUUACAUCGUAAUCAGAUACGAUCAACCAAAGAGAAGUUUAGGCUCUGGUGGAACGGUCUUAAUGGUAUGAAAUGGUGUCUUUCCAAGGAAUAUUGGAAUGAAACGGCCAAUAUAAACAUUCAUGCAAGACACAUUUUUUAACUAUAUUGA
This is a messenger RNA of Melitaea cinxia (Glanville fritillary), 4045 nucleotides long. RefSeq lists its product as uncharacterized. Gene Ontology annotation, cellular component: membrane. The transcript is spliced from 4 exons. The record is from RefSeq and is a predicted model, not a curated record. Gene Ontology annotation, molecular function: fucosyltransferase activity. Lineage: Eukaryota; Metazoa; Arthropoda; Insecta; Lepidoptera; Nymphalidae.